AUGCUCUGGACGGCGAUGAGCGGCGUGAUGAUUCUGUCCAGCGUGGUGGCUGUCACCGCCGCCCUGCAUUCCUCCACCGCUCUGAACGGCGGCGGCGGCGAUACCCUCGCCCAUCACGGCCGUUGCGAGCCCAUCACCAUCAAUCUCUGCAUGAACAUCGCGUACAAUGAGACGAUCAUGCCGAAUCUGAUGAAUCACCAGAAGCAGGAGGACGCCGGCCAGGAGGUGCACCAGUACGUGCCGCUCGUUAAAAUGAAGUGUAGCCCGGAUCUCCGUUUCUUUCUGUGCACCGUUUACGCGCCGGUCUGCACCAUCAUCGAGAAGGCGAUACCGCCGUGUCGGUCGCUCUGCGAGAGCGCCCGUUCCGGUUGCGAAGGUCUGAUGAAUAGCUUCGGCUUCGCAUGGCCGGAGGCUUUAGAUUGCUCCAGGAUGCCGGAGAACGACGGCACGGAGCUCUGCGUGGCUACCAACGACACCACGACGCCUCGAGAACCAGCCGCACCGGUUUAUCCUCCGCCUCGUAUGCCGGUAGCGGAGUUUCAGCCAACCUGGAACGAGGGUCCUAAACCUUAUGGCGGUAAUGGCGGGUUCGCCCUGGGUGCCAGAGACUUUGGCUUUGUCUGUCCUGUUCAAUUUAAGGUUCCUCACGGAUUAGGAUAUUCGUUGAAGGUCGGAGACAAAGUGGAGCCUGAUUGCGGGGCGCCCUGUGACGGCAUGUUCUUCACAGAGAUGGAGAGAAGAUUCUCAAGAGUCUGGGUUGGCACUUGGGCCGCUAUUUGCGCCGCGUCAUGUUUCUUUACCUUCCUCACCUUUCUCAUCGAUACGGAUAGAUUUAGGUAUCCCGAGAGACCCAUCAUUUUCUUGUCCGUAUGUUACCUGAUGGUAGCAUUGGUUUAUGUGAUUGGUUGGGCAGCGGGCAACUCUAUAUCUUGCAGAGAGCCAUUCCCACCACCUAUGGGCAUUCGAAUACAAAUGGCAUCGACAAUUACACAGGGUACUAAACAUGAACUGUGCACUGUACUCUUCAUGGUUCUUUACUUCUUUGGUAUGGCAUCGAGUAUCUGGUGGGUUAUCCUCACUCUCACAUGGUUCUUGGCUGCUGGAUUAAAGUGGGGGCACGAAGCGAUCGAGACUAACUCGCAAUACUUUCAUCUGGCUGCCUGGGCUGCCCCAGCUGUAAAGACUGUUACUAUCUUGGCGAUGGGAAAAGUGGAAGGUGAUAUAUUAUCCGGGGUUUGCUAUGUCGGUCUUUGGAACGUGGAGGCUCUUCGAGGUUUUGUAUUGGCACCGUUAUGCGUCUAUCUUUUACUGGGUACUGCGUUCCUUCUGGCGGGUUUCGUCUCGCUCUUUCGCAUACGCACAGUGAUGAAACAUGAUGGCACAAAGACGGACAAGCUUGAAAAACUCAUGAUUCGCAUCGGAAUUUUCUCCGUGCUGUACAUCGUACCUGCCUUGAUCGUAAUCGCCUGUCUCUUUUACGAGCAAGCAUAUUUCGAUCAAUGGAUGCUUACAUGGAAUAUGGAAAUGUGCUCACGUCCGGGUCUGCAAUCUCUCUAUUCAUUGCCGUGCCCGGUUGGUGAACGUACGCGUGAUCUUGGUCGCAGACCAGAAUUCGAGGUCUUUAUGAUUAAGUAUCUUAUGGCGAUGAUUGUCGGCAUAACCAGCAGUUUCUGGGUAUGGUCCAAGAAAACACUCACCAGCUGGCAACAAUUUUUCCAUCAUAUACGAGGUCGCCGCGCUGAGGCCUAUGUUUAAGUUCGGAGAGCUGCGUUUGCUCAUUAACAUUUCUAUAUUCCUUUUAUAAUCCCGAGAAAUCAGUAAAUUUGAAAAUUAUCAUAGAGACUUAUGAAAUUUUUCAAAAUCAACAUUUGGAUCAAAAUAGAUUUGUUUUUCAACAUAGAUUUUUGUGAUUCAUAUUUAUGUUGUAUUGACUAAAAGAAUAUUAUUAGUAGAGAGAUAUGAUAAUUAUCAAUAAUGAUGCUAAAACGUAUACAUCCAUUAAGUCGAUAGCUAUACUAGCAGGAAUGAUACUAGACUUCUCGGUAUUAUGUUCUUUUGCAUACUGUAAAAAAUGUCAUUUUUCAUUGUAAUCAGUAAGCGUUACAAUCAGUACCCAAUCAUUAGCUUUUAACAAAAAUUUUAAUUCAUUAUUUAAUAUUGACAGAAGUCUAAAAUUUUUCGUUCGAUCUUUUUUAUAUAUUUUAUUUAUGUAAACUUUAUUUAUAUUAUAUAUUUUUUCGCAGUCUCUAAUUUUUGGGAACUCCUAGUUUAUGCAGUCAAAUCAGAUCUGAAUAAGCUAGCAAUAUUUCACACAUGCUUUGUGAUUCCCUCAUGAUAAUUAAAGGCGUGCAUUAAUAUGCAUCCCAGUGCCAAAUAAGUUUUUGUCUCUGAUAUUUCUUUAUCGUGUGAUCAAUAAUUUUGUGACCGAUUAAAUGUCAGUUAGUUUAAAAGUAUUAUUAGACAGUUAUUCUUUUUUACGAAUGUGACUAUGUUUAAAUUGAAUGUACUCAAAUGCUGUAGCAGACAAAUCAAAUGUUCAAAGUUUUUAAAGCAGCUAAUUGGAUCUAAGGGUAUCAGAUCCGAUAUGAUAUAAGAAUUAAGAUUUUAAGCAAAUUCGGUUGAAUGUAACUAAUGUGCAUUGGUGCAUAUUAUGUCAUACAUAAAUUGACAUAACACAUAUUAAAUAAUUGGAUUCUUUAAAUGUUCAGCAUAAGUUACAUUGUAUUAUUUUACACAAUACAUAUUGA
This is a messenger RNA of Camponotus floridanus (Florida carpenter ant), 2747 nucleotides long. RefSeq names its product frizzled-7 (gene fz). Gene Ontology annotation, cellular component: plasma membrane. NCBI's taxonomy places the organism in Eukaryota, Metazoa, Arthropoda, Insecta, Hymenoptera, Formicidae. Bases 1 to 1755 code for a protein of 584 amino acids. The transcript is spliced from 3 exons. Gene Ontology annotation, molecular function: Wnt receptor activity; Wnt-protein binding. Gene Ontology annotation, biological process: non-canonical Wnt signaling pathway; canonical Wnt signaling pathway. The record is from RefSeq and is a predicted model, not a curated record.